AUGAUGAAGAUGACGAUGAAGGUGUUGAUGGAGGUGAUGAUGAAGAUGGUGAUGAAGGUGAUGUUGAAGCAGGUGAUUAUGAAGGUGAUAAGGAAGAUGAUGAUGAAGAUGAUGAUGAAGAUGAUGAUGGAGGUGAUAAUGAAGAUGAUGAUGAAGGUGAUGAUGAAGGUGAUGAUGAAGAUGAUGAUGAAGCAGGUGAUGAUGAAGAUUAUGAUGAAGGUGAUGAUGAAGCAGGUGAUGAUGAAGGUGGUGAUGAAGGGGAUGAUGAAGGUGAUAAGGAAGAUGAUGAUGAAGAUGAUGAUGAAGGUGAUAAUGAAGAUGAUGAUGAAGGUGAUAAUGAAGGUGAUAAUGAAGGUGAUAAGGAAGAUGAUGAUGAAGAUGAUGAUGAAGUUGAUGAUGAAGCAGGUGAUGUAG
Molecule: messenger RNA, 414 nt
Organism: Knipowitschia caucasica
Lineage: Eukaryota; Metazoa; Chordata; Actinopteri; Gobiiformes; Gobiidae
Source: the annotation of a GenBank genome assembly